Molecule: messenger RNA, 1215 nt
Organism: Ogataea philodendri
Lineage: Eukaryota; Fungi; Ascomycota; Pichiomycetes; Pichiales; Pichiaceae
Exons: 1
Coding region: 1-1215 (404 amino acids)
Source: RefSeq, a predicted model, not a curated record
AUGCUUGACCGUGCCAUCAGCAGAAAAGACCUCGACUUGGCGGGGGAGAUCUACCUCGAUACCCCCACCCCACGCAAGCCAAGACUGUCCCAGUGGCAGCUACACAAUUUGGUUACCCUGAUAUUCAAUACGCAUACAGACAGUCUCGCAACAGCAGACACGGCGAUCCGCAUUCUGGACGACCUCGCGCUCGAGCUGUCUCCCUCCGAGCAAACUAAACUGGUGUACUUCCACACGCGCACAUUGCCAGGCUUUGAACAGGUCGCACAGGUCGCUGUGGACCGGCAGUUCUUCCACCCACACACCUGGAGCUUCCUCAUAGACACGUACCCGGGCCACAUCGAACAUAUCAUCCAGCUGAUGCAGACCCGCGUCCCGGCAGACGGCGGGCUGGUGCGGUGUUUGGUGGAGAAGUGUUCCUCGCUCAAUACACUGCUGAAUCUGACUGAUUUGUGCCGUGCACAAAAAAUUCACCUUGACCGGGGACUGUUAGAGCGGAUUGUGCUGAAACUCGCCGUGUUUGGCCAGCACGACGCCGUGCUGUCCAUCUUGGAGGCCAUGUUUGCGAGCGCAAACAAAGUUGCGGCAAAACCGUUCCACGUGCAAAGAGCCAGCACCCACCAACCGUGGGUCAAGUCCCCCACCGUUUACGAGCACCACGGACUAUAUUCCAUCAAACGGUCUGCCAGCAACAACCUCCGCGUCGACAGCGUCAACGAGUGGCUGCAAACCGCGCCCGAUAUGCCGCCCGUGCUGUACGCGAUCGCCCCCACGCCGUUCCUGCUGCACGGCCUGUUCAUGGUGAGCGCCGCGCAGUUCGACCGGGUCGCCCAGCUGCUCAACAUGAUGACCACCGCUCAGCUGCCCAUUCUCAACAAGACCGUCCUGCAUCUUGUUGCCGAGAUUUAUAACCAGCCGCAAGUCGACCGCAGCCACGUCGACCUGUGUUCCCGUCUGAUCAGCCACUAUGCCUUCUCCAGAGACUUUAAUUCGUACCUGGAAACACAGAUCAUCAACCCGCAGUUCAACAAACAAGAGCUGCUGCCGUUCGUCAUGGCUCUGGACAGAGGCGACAAGAUCGUCUUUGACAUCUCCAACGGGGCCGGCUGGGACAUCCGCUGUUACGACUCUAUUCUGUUCGACAUGGUGUCCAGCGUGUACCAGCGGGGCGGUAACAAAGAGCUCGCAAAAAAGCUCUCAUCUCAAAACAUGUAA